CCCGGCCGUUUUGAGCUCGCAGCCGGAGACGGAGCAGCAGGGCGGCGGGAGGAGCGAGGGAGGAAGGAAGGCAGGCUGCCGCGUCGGCGGUGUCCGCAGGUGAGCUAGCUAGCUAGCUCUUCUUCGCUCUCGCUCGCUUGCCUCUGGCUGGCGCGUCGCCUCUCUCGAGAAUCGAGAUCACCGGCUGCGGCUGGCGCCUUGCUGUGCAGCACUGCUGGGCCGCCGCCGCCGUGUGCGCUGGUGUGGUCAUGGUCAUGGCGCGAGAGGACAAGCGCGCGGGGUUCCAAGUUAAAGUUACCAUUGGCUGGCCUCCUGCUACGUACUCCGAUCCCGCCUGCAGGGGGGCGCGCCUGCGUGUGAUCCGCUUUCGCCGCCCGCCCGGCCGUGUCUGUCUCUCGUUUUGCGUUUUGUCCUCUCCGGCUGUCUCGCGUGGCUUCGCUCGCUCGCUGCAAGGCCGCCGUGGAGUUGGAGCGCAGCGCACAACGACGCGACAACAACCCACCACCGAUGCGAUGAGAGGCGCGAGUCCCUGGGCGUGACGUCCUCACUCCUCGUCCGGGGGGUGUGCAGGUAGACGACAGCGGAGCACCAGCAGAACUACAGCAGGUGGCCCGACGACGCCAUGCCGGAGAAGAAGACACAGGCCGCGUUCUGCGGCGAGGCGGUGAUCGCCGACUUGGAGGCGCUGACGCGGGAUGCCGCAGCCGUGCAGCGGGACACGCUGUGCCGGAUCCUCGGUGACAACGCCAGCGCGCAGUACCUCCGGUGCCGUGGCCUCGACGGACGCACCGACGCCGCCAGCUUCAGGGCGUGCGUGCCGCUCGCCACGCACGCCGACAUCGAGCCCUACAUUGCGCGCAUCGCCGACGGCGACACCUCCGCGCUGCUCACCGCCAAGCCCAUCACAUCCAUGUCCCUCAGCUCCGGCACGACGCAGGGGAAGCGCAAGUACCUGCCCUUCAACCAGGUGCUCGUCAAGUCCACUACAAGAAAUAAGGCUUUAUAUGACGGUUUACUGGUGACGUUCUAA
This is a messenger RNA of Sorghum bicolor (sorghum), 1030 nucleotides long. Its product is annotated as jasmonic acid-amido synthetase JAR2. Gene Ontology annotation, cellular component: cytoplasm. The record is from RefSeq and is a predicted model, not a curated record. The coding region runs from base 623 to 1030 and encodes 135 amino acids. NCBI's taxonomy places the organism in Eukaryota, Viridiplantae, Streptophyta, Magnoliopsida, Poales, Poaceae. Gene Ontology annotation, molecular function: acid-amino acid ligase activity. The transcript is spliced from 2 exons.